AUGUCGUCUACGUGCUCAGAGGGUGGUCAUCUGGCCCUCGAGAAUGGCUUUCGACAAAAGUUGUCGUCGCUGGAGAAUGCGGCCGCUCGGAUCACCACCAUUAAAGCACACCUGCGUGCCAACUCGGAAAGAAUCAAGCGCGAAAUCAACAACAUGGUUUCCCACCAACUCGCUCUAAUCCGUGGCCGUGAGCAGGAGUUGAUGCAACAACUUGAUCAGGUGGUCACCUUCAAAGAGUCGAUCCUCAACCAACAGCAGGAGACGAUCAACCAGCGCAUUGGAGCCUGUCAACAAAGUCUGGAAACGAUUCAGCAACGGGAUGGGGAUCUCGUCGAUCUGAAGCAUAUGCUGGCACGAUUUGGGACGAUGGAUUUGUCGCCAAGGGAAACAUCACAUGUCGCGCUUGAAGCAGACUUCAUGAUGAUGCGACAAUGUUUGAUUCAUUUUGGACGUGUUGUUGCGACGAAUGGAGCGCAUAAAACCGGUGAAUCCUUGCCGCACGAGGUCGAGGAGUACGAGGAUGCUAUUCCAAUGGUCCACAAGUCUGUGAUUCUUCCUCAACUCCCGAAUAGUCAUUCGGUCCCAUCACAACUUCAGAAUAGCCCAAAAAUCCCGGCUAGUCACACCGUCCACAACUGGCUGACAAAACUACCAUCAGAACAAAAUGUCAUCGACACUGACGUCGACACACUAAUGCGUGAAUACGAGGAAAUGACGAACCGUGUCCGCCUCGAUUCAUUCAACGACUCCACUGUCGCCUCAUCAUUUGAGCUAGUGAACGGCCGCCGUGCUAGCCCGACCGGAUCUCCGGUUUCCGUGCUGUCAGAACCGAUGAAAGAGGCUCUCGACCAAUCAAAGACCACUUGGCUUUUGGGAAAACCGGAAAGUGACGAGAUGAAGCGCAAGGUCAUCCUCGAAGAACACCCAAGCCCAAAGAAAACUCAAUACGAGUUUGAGCGCGUGAUUGCGGACGUUAGGAAUUCUGACAAUGAGCAGUGGCUUUUGAAGGAAGUGGCUGUCCAGACGGAUUUCCCAUUGGCGCAUUCGAUGUCGUCGACUUCCCUGGCGACCGAUGUUCAAACGGUCGUCCCUGGUGUGCCCACAAAUACUCCUUAUAGUGGAACCUCGACCCCAUCCACAUCGACCACUCCACCAUUCCACGUCGUCUUCCCCCGUAUUUUUGCCCAAGCUGACACCGCCGUUGAACUAGCUAAGCACCUGCAGAACUGUCGAUUGGAAUCAAAGGAACCAUCAUCACCCUUCGAUGAAUCUGAAUUUUUGCAAACUCUUCUCGGCAUCUUCCAUCCAAAAGCCGAAGUCUCAAGCCAGGACAAAGCGGAGACCAGAACCCAACUUCUCAAAGAAGAAAUGAAAACCUUGGAGGGCUGGAUGGAAAUAAUAGCGAGAAACCAACGCGGUCUUGAGGGGAAAUGGUUGCUGCCAAAGUCGGAGCUGGAA
Mesorhabditis spiculigera is the source of this 1458-nucleotide messenger RNA. The record is from the annotation of a GenBank genome assembly. Lineage: Eukaryota; Metazoa; Nematoda; Chromadorea; Rhabditida; Rhabditidae.